AUGGGUGUUCAAGUUGCUAUCUCAAGGUCUACAUUACAUCCACAUCAUAUAUCCAGUGGAGUUAUACAGUUAAUAAUUGAAGCUUACACUGAAGAAGUGCUACGCGAACUGAGCUCACAACCAGACUUUCGACUCACAACAGCUCAAUAUGCGUUAUUUCGCCAGAAGAUGAACGACCUUUAUGAUCACAUUCGACAUCAUCCAGCAUUGCAUCAAAGGUAUCUAUGGGUAGGGAAAGGUCGGCCCGAUAUAGAUCCGGACAUACAGAUGUCAAUCAGAGAAGAAAAACAAAAUCGUGGGAGUUCAAAGCGAAAACGUUACCUGAACAACGAUUCUCCUGAACCAGAAGUAUCCCAACCAUCAGUAUCGAAGAAAAUAAAGUCAAGCUAUCCAGCUGAAGAAAUCUGCAAAACAAACCGACUUUGGGAGCAGAUCAACAUUACGCAUGACUUUUAUGAUAAUGAAGUUGAAGUUAUUCAAGACAACGUUCAACAGUACGUCUUCUCCUACAGAUGCGUCACAGAGACAGGUCCUUGCAUCGGUAUAUCCCCAUUGUACGAAAGUGAGUGCACAGAACGGUACGGAUGGAUGUACAUGUACUAUAGAAAACUUGAUGAUCCUUUUCGAAUUCCACAGUGGGGUUUCGUUGCUGCGCCACACCACUGCGCUUGCAAAAUAAUUCCUAAAUACAUUCCAGAGUCUUGA
Uloborus diversus is the source of this 705-nucleotide messenger RNA. RefSeq lists its product as uncharacterized. Bases 1 to 705 code for a protein of 234 amino acids. NCBI's taxonomy places the organism in Eukaryota, Metazoa, Arthropoda, Arachnida, Araneae, Uloboridae. The record is from RefSeq and is a predicted model, not a curated record. The transcript is spliced from 5 exons.